UGAAUUCAGCUACAUCAAGGCUGUGGAGAAGCGUUGUCCGCAUGUCCUGUUACCUAUACCCAAGCUAACGAGGGAGAACAACAUAGAGAGUCUUCUAAUAGUUGUGCCGCAUGCUACUGCUCGCCUGUUUGGAACGUUAUUUAUGUAGAUCUUCGAGAAACCAUGAUUUAGAUUUAAAUUAGAGGAUAGAAGUAGUCAUUUCUACUUUCGACUAAGCCUUUAUCACUGAGUAA
This is a messenger RNA of Amoebophrya sp. A25, 233 nucleotides long. The record is from the annotation of a GenBank genome assembly. NCBI's taxonomy places the organism in Eukaryota, Dinophyceae, Syndiniales, Amoebophryaceae.